AUGGCCACUACUAAUGAGCUCCCCGCUGUUGAUGUCAAUAGCUAUGACUACAUCGUCGUCGGUGGCGGUACAGCUGGCUGCGUGAUUGCUGCACGCCUGGCCGAGUACCUCCCAAACAAGCGUACUCUGGUCAUUGAAGCGGGUCCCAGUGAUUUCAUGGACGAUCGGGUUCUGAACCUGAAGGAAUGGCUUAACUUGCUCGGCGGCGAGCUGGACUAUGACUAUGGUACCACCGAGCAGCCUUUCGGCAACAGCAACAUCCGUCAUUCCCGUGCAAAGGUUCUGGGAGGUUGCUCCAGCCACAACACUCUGAUUUCUUUCCGUCCCUUCGAGUAUGAUUGCCAAAACUGGGUGGCCAAGGGCUGCAAGGGCUGGGACUUUGAGACCUUCACCCGCAUCAUUGACAAUCUGCGCAACACUAUCCAGCCGGUACACGCACGCCACCGCAAUGAGCUGUGCAAGGACUGGAUCCAAGCCUGCUCCACCGCUAUGGACAUUCCUAUCAUUGAGGACUUUAACAAGGAAAUUCGGGACACGGGUGCGUUGACCCAGGGUGUCGGCUUCUUCAACGUUUCCUACAACCCCGACGAUGGUCGCCGCAGCAGUGCCAGUGUCGCCUACAUUCACCCCAUUCUCCGUGGUGACGAGAAGCGUCCUAACUUGACCAUCCUCACCAACGCCUGGGUCAAUAAGGUGAACGUUGAGGGUGACACCGUGACUGGUGUGGAUGUGACUUUGCAGUCAGGUGUCAAGCACACUCUGCGUGCCAAGAAGGAGACCAUUUUGUCCGCCGGAGCUGUCGACACCCCUCGUCUGAUGAUGCUCUCUGGUCUCGGCCCUCGUGAGCAAUUGUCCUCUCUCGGUAUUCCCGUUGUGAAGGACUUGCCCGGUGUUGGUGAGAACCUGCUGGAUCACCCCGAAAGUAUCAUCAUGUGGGAGCUUAACCGCCCCGUCGAUCACAACAUGACCACUAUGGACUCUGACGCCGGUAUCUUCUUGCGUCGGGAACUGCCCAACUCCGCCGGCUUCGACGGCAAGAUUGCCGACGUGAUGAUGCACUGCUACCAGAUCCCGUUCACCCUCAACACUACUCGUCUUGGUUACGAGGAGCCCCUGGACGCCUUCUGCAUGACCCCCAAUAUUCCCCGUCCUCGCUCCCGCGGUCGUCUCUUCCUGACCUCCGCUGACCCCUCUGUGAAGCCUUCGCUGGACUUCCGCUACUUCACCGACCCCGAGGGCUAUGAUGCUGCCACCAUCGUGGCCGGUCUCAAGGCCGCCCGUGAAAUCGCCAAGCAGUCCCCCUUCAAGGAGUGGAUCAAGCGCGAGGUGGCGCCUGGCCCUAAGGUGCAGACUGACGAAGAGCUUUCCGAGUAUGGCCGUCGUGUUGCUCACACCGUGUACCACCCCGCUGGUACCACCAAGAUGGGUGACGUUGUCCGCGAUCCUAUGGCAGUUGUGGACCCUAAGUUGAAGAUUCGCGGCCUCAAGGGCGUCCGUAUUGCUGAUGCCGGUGUUUUCCCCGAUAUGCCCACCAUCAACCCCAUGCUGACUGUCUUGGCCAUCGGUGAGCGGGCCGCCGAGCUGAUCGCUGGCGAGGCUGGCUGGUCUCGCAACCAGCCUCGUCUGUAA
Messenger RNA from Penicillium bovifimosum, 1629 nucleotides. Its product is annotated as GMC family oxidoreductase. NCBI's taxonomy places the organism in Eukaryota, Fungi, Ascomycota, Eurotiomycetes, Eurotiales, Aspergillaceae. Gene Ontology annotation, molecular function: oxidoreductase activity, acting on CH-OH group of donors; flavin adenine dinucleotide binding. Bases 1 to 1629 code for a protein of 542 amino acids. The transcript has 2 exons. The record is from RefSeq and is a predicted model, not a curated record.